AUGCACAUCCCACGCAUCCCAGUCGCCAAUCGCGUGCCAUUGACCUUGUCAACACACCGGGCUUUUUCAAGCAGUAGCCUCCGCCGCGAUGUGGUCGACCUUGCCUUCCACCGAUACGACCCGCCGGACAACACUUCGAUCCAAGGACCAGCGGUGAUCGUGAUGCACGGGCUGUUCGGGUCGCAAAGGAACAACCGCACGUUGAGUAAAGCGCUAGCCAAAGACCUUUCCCGACCCAUCUACACGAUCGAUCUCCGCAACCACGGCGACAGCCCUCACACGCCGGUCCACGACUAUCUCUCGAUGGCGGCGGACGUGGAACACUUCAUCGCCACGCAAAACAUCACCCGGCCCACGCUGAUGGGCCAUUCGAUGGGCGCCAAAGUGGCCAUGGCGCUCGCCCUGGGCGCCCCGGACAAAUACUCGGCCCUGAUCCCCGUGGACAACGCGCCCGUCGACGCCGCGCUCAAGUCGGAUUUCGGCACCUACGUCAAGGCCAUGCGCGAGAUCGAAGACCACCGCCCGCCCAUCACCAAGCAGAGCGACGCCGACAAGAUCCUCGCCAAGUACGAGCCGGACCUGACCAUCCGCCAGUUCCUGUUGACCAAUCUGGUCAAGAUGCCCGCCGGCGGAGCCGAGUAUCAAGACCACGCCCAUCACACGGGCGAUCGCCACGCCCAGAAGACCGAGUUGCGCUUCCGCAUCCCGCUGCAGACCCUGGCCAAGGCGUUGCCUGCCAUGGCCGAUUUCCCGUUCAAGGACCCCGAUCGGGCACGGUACGAGGGGCCGACGCUGGUCGUGCGCGGCACGAAAUCCCAUUAUGUUGCGGAUGAGAUGUUGCCGUUGAUCGGUCGCUUCUUUCCGCAGUUCGAGUUGUUGGAGUUCGAUUGUGGCCAUUGGGUCAUGAGUGAGAAGUUUGAGGAGUUUCGCGCUGGAGUUGUCGAAUGGAUUGGGAGGGUGGUGGAUGAGAGGGAGAGACAGAGAUGA
Molecule: messenger RNA, 987 nt
Organism: Capronia coronata CBS 617.96
Lineage: Eukaryota; Fungi; Ascomycota; Eurotiomycetes; Chaetothyriales; Herpotrichiellaceae
Exons: 2
Coding region: 1-987 (328 amino acids)
Cellular component (GO): mitochondrion
Source: RefSeq, a predicted model, not a curated record